This is a messenger RNA of Hyphopichia burtonii NRRL Y-1933, 615 nucleotides long. RefSeq names its product 60S ribosomal protein eL15 (gene RPL15A). Gene Ontology annotation, molecular function: structural constituent of ribosome; RNA binding. The record is from RefSeq and is a predicted model, not a curated record. The coding region runs from base 1 to 615 and encodes 204 amino acids. Gene Ontology annotation, biological process: cytoplasmic translation. The transcript has a single exon. Gene Ontology annotation, cellular component: ribosome; cytosolic large ribosomal subunit. Lineage: Eukaryota; Fungi; Ascomycota; Pichiomycetes; Serinales; Debaryomycetaceae.
AUGGGUGCCUACAAAUAUUUGGAAGAAUUACAAAGAAAAAAACAAUCUGAUGUCUCUCGUUUCUUAUUGAGAGUCAGAUGUUGGGAAUACAGACAAAAAACUGUUAUCCACAGAGCCUCUAGACCAUCUAGACCAGACAAGGCUAGAAGAUUAGGUUAUAAAGCUAAACAAGGUUUUGUUAUCUUCCGUAUUAGAGUUAGAAGAGGUGGUAGAAAGAGACCAGUUCCAAAAGGUGCCACUUACGGUAAACCAACCAACCAAGGUGUUAACCAAUUGAAAUACCAAAGAUCUUUAAGAGCUACUGCUGAAGAACGUGUUGGUAGACGUGCUGCUAACUUGAGAGUCUUGAACUCUUACUGGGUUAACCAAGAUUCUACUUACAAAUACUUUGAAGUCAUUUUGGUCGAUCCUUCCCACAAGGCCAUCAGAAGAGACCCAAGAUACAACUGGAUUGUUAACCCAGUUCAUAAACACAGAGAAGCCAGAGGUCUUACUUCUACUGGUAAAAAAUCAAGAGGUAUCAACAAAGGUCACUUAUUCAACAACACCAAAGCCGGUCGUCGUCACACCUGGAAAAGACAAAACACUUUGUCUUUAUGGAGAUACAGAUCUUAA